This is a messenger RNA of Drosophila kikkawai, 2234 nucleotides long. It is a transcript of the gene egr, whose product is annotated as TNF superfamily member 12 eiger. Gene Ontology annotation, molecular function: tumor necrosis factor receptor binding; receptor ligand activity. Gene Ontology annotation, biological process: immune response. Lineage: Eukaryota; Metazoa; Arthropoda; Insecta; Diptera; Drosophilidae. Gene Ontology annotation, cellular component: membrane. The record is from RefSeq and is a predicted model, not a curated record.
CGCGAGCGGACGUGAAAAACAAAAAAGCUUAAAAGCGAAGCAGCCCAAAACAGAGAACAAGAACCCAGCGCGUGCGUGCGUGCCAAGCGAAAAGUUAACUGUUGUCGCUUUCAACUACCAAGAUCGUAUUUCGCCAGCGGGCAAAUUACUAAAAAUAAGUGCAAUUUAGCAAUAUACUGUGACUGUGUGUUUUGCUGUGCUCUGUGUGUUUUUUUUUAUUAUUUUUUAUCGAAGACAAGAACUACUGAUAAAACGAGAUAAUUGUAUCUCACCAAACUUGUUCUCGCCGGAGCAGCAGCAGCAGCAGCCGCAGCAGAGAGCAAGUGCUCUUGUGCAAAUUGUCGAUUGUGGAAGGGAAAAACACACAAAGAAAAUCAGUCCGGUCUGUCGUCGUCUAUAAAGAAUAUCAUCGUCUCAAAGGGCAGCAGCCGCGAGUGGUUUAUCUAGAUGUCGUCGGGUCUUAUCUCGAGCUGUUUGUGAGGGUGUUUUCCAGUGAAUAUAAAAAGUAUAUAGAGUACAUACAAGUACAUAACAUAUAGUGUAGUGUGUCUGUGCCAAAGCUCAUCGUCGAGUCAGCAAACAGCUGUCGAGUGCCCUUGAGUGGGCGGCUUCGUGAUCAUCUGCGGGGUCGGAUAUAACUGCUCCGAUCCACUGUGACCAGUGUGCCAUUACAGCAAUUAUGACGGCCGAGACCCUCAAGCCGUUCAUCACGCCAACAAGUGCCGGCGAUGGUUUUCCGGCCAUGUCCACGAGUGCGGCAACUGCCCAGCGUCGCACCCGCCAGCUGGUCCCCAUUUUCUUGGGGGUCAUCGGUCUGGUGCUGGUUACCGGCAUCCUCGGUCUAACGAUCUGGCAGACAACGCGGGUAACGCAUCUGAGCAAAGAACUGAGGAGCCUAAAGCGAGUCGUCGACAAUCUCCAGCAGCGUUUGGGCAUCGAUUUUCUGGAGGAGUUUGAUGAGUUCCAGAAAGAGUACGAGAAUGCGCUCAUCGACUAUCCCAAAAAGCAGGAGGACUUCACGGAUGACGACGACAUGACUGACGACAUGACCGAGGACGAGGAUGAGGAUGCCAUGAACCCCCUUGACGACGAAGAUGAUAUGGAGGAUGGAAAUGUGGAUGGCACCGACGAGGAUGAAAACUAUACGGACGAGGAUGGCACAGAUUACGAGGACUACAACGAAAUGAUAACCAAGUUAAAUUCCAAGCUAACCACCGAGGAGGCGGCUGCCACCACGCCCACUUCGGAUCCCACCGAGGGCGGCGAUUCCAGUAGUGCCUCCAACGAUGACAAUGUCUUUGACGACUUUACUUCCUAUAAUGAUCGCAAGAAGAAGCAGGAAAGAAAAUCUCGCUCGAUUGCCGAUGUGCGUAAUGAGCAGCAGAUAGUCCAGGGAAAUCACACCACACAUACCGGCGAGAAGACAUCCGAUGAGCCCGUAACCAAGGAGAGCCCUCCCCACCACCACCGACGCAAAACGCUAACCCGAACGGGUCGCCAUCGCAUCCUGCCGCGCAAAGGUGAAUCUCUUAUUUCAGCCAGAUCCGGUGACUUGUUCGCCGCCUCCUCUUCAUCAAAGCCAGCCGCCCACUUCCAUUUGAGUAGCAGAAAGCCACACAACUGGCCUCCAAGCUACAAUGGUGACAUGUACAUUGGAAAUGCGCCGGAGGAGAGCAAAAGAUCCUGGCAGGGUCACUUCAGGGUCGAAGAUGGUGUACUCCAGGUGCUCGAGCCGGGCCUGUAUUACGUAUACGCCCAGAUCUGCUACCAUAACUCGCACGACCAGAACGGCUUUAUAGUCUUCCAGGGGCACAAAGCCUUCCUGCAGUGCCUGAACACAGUGCCCACCAAUAUGUCCCAGAAGGUGCACACCUGCCAUACCAGUGGACUCAUCAAUCUCGAUAAGGAUGAGACGAUUCACCUCAAAGAUAUCCACACCGAUCGCAAUGCCAUAUUGCGGGAAUCGAAUAACCGAAGCUACUUUGGCAUCUUCAAGGUGUAGAAACCAGAGACAGAUGUGGAAACGUUGCCAGUUUAAGCUUUAGUGAAUGCGAUUCAUCGCCAGCGUGUGGAUCCAUUAGUUCGUAGUGCCCUAGUCUUAGUCACACUCAUAACCUAAUCUCAAUCUGAAUCAGGCUCACUGCUAUGACGAAGCAGGAAUCGCAUGAAAAUCAUAUUUAUUUUGUAUAUAUAUUUCUAUAAAAAAAACGUGAAUAAAUGUCUAGUAUAACUUA